Messenger RNA from Oppiella nova, 1056 nucleotides. NCBI's taxonomy places the organism in Eukaryota, Metazoa, Arthropoda, Arachnida, Sarcoptiformes, Oppiidae. The record is from the annotation of a GenBank genome assembly.
AUGUCUAAGUUUACGGAUAACUACUGUUCCCUAUUAGCCAUCAUAUGCUUAUGCACGCUAUACGUACCGGUGCUGAUGGAGAAGGACUCGGACUCGGAAUCCCUGUGCGGACUCAAGAAGAUCGUGAGGACACCUAAAAUAAUCAACGGUAAGGACGCCUAUCACGGACAGUACCCGUGGGCGGUGUCCCUACGCCUCCACCGGCGCCACCAUUGCGGCGGUGCUCUCAUCGACCAUAACUGGGUGCUGACGGCCGCCCACUGCGUCGCUCAGAUCAGUCACCGGGUGUUUACCGUCAAACUGGGCGGACACUACCGGAACACCGAGUUUGAGACGACAUCGGUGGAGGUGCCGGUGAGUCGGGUGGUGCCGCACGAGUCGUUCAGCUUCUCCAGCUUUGCCAACGACAUAGCGUUAGUCCGAUUGGCCAAGACUGUCGACUAUAACAACUAUAUAUGGCCCGUAUGUCUGCCCCAGACGGACGCCACCGAUUAUGCCAACCAGACAGGGGUUGUCAUCGGUUGGGGUAAGAUAUCUACGGCCGGUGUGUCCGCCUCUAGCCUACAACAAGUGGAACUGCCUAUUAUUGAUAAUCAGAAGUGUAUUAAGUGGUACGAGUCCCAGGGCAAAGUCAUCCCGAUCAGAUCGAGUCAAUUCUGUGCGGGACUGGAGGAGGGAGGGAAGGACGCCUGUCAGGGGGACUCGGGCUCACCCAUGAUGAGAGUGGAUCAGACCAAUGGUCAGGCGCAGGCCAUAGGCAUCGUGAGCGCCGGCAUUGGGUGCGCACUGCCUAAACUGCCCGGCCUUUACACCAGAGUUGCCUCAUACCUGCCGUGGAUUCAGAAAAUAUUGGCCACAACUCCGGCCGACAAACUGCCGCCACUGGUGCCCGAUGUCAGCAAAAUUUUCAACACUACCGGCGCUAUACAUACGGUGCCCGCCGGUAACGGCAGUAUUAUCAUAAUUAGUUUGCAGAAUCUGACACAUCCUAACACACCGGCACCGGUGGUCACCACGACAUCACUGCCCACUAAUAACAGUGCAACUAAUGUAUAG